Cetraspora pellucida is the source of this 738-nucleotide messenger RNA. The record is from the annotation of a GenBank genome assembly. Lineage: Eukaryota; Fungi; Glomeromycota; Glomeromycetes; Diversisporales; Gigasporaceae.
AUGAUUCAAAAAAUAAGAAAUGAUUUUAGCGCAAACAAUAUGAAAAUCUUAGAAGAACGUCUUAGGCAUUACGAAGAUGAGGCAGCCAAUUUAGUAACAAUCAUUAAUAUUGAAAAUUUAAUGAACCUUGAUCUUUGCUUCGUCCUGGACUGUACAGACUAUAUGUCUCCUUAUAUCAAAGCAGCGAAAGAGCAUAUAUUAAAAGUGGCUAGUUACAUAAACAGCAAUAAUUCAAAUAUCAAAUUAUGGGUUGGUUUCUGUGGCUAUCGUGAUCACUCUGAUGGUAGUGAUCGCUUACAAAAUUUUGAUUUUACUAGCUCUCUUGAGAAAUUUAAAACGUACAUAGCCAACAAAGUGAAAGCUAUAGGUGGCAAUGAUGAUCCAGAAGAUGUUUUAGGUGGUCUUAAUGCUGCGAUAACUGAGAUGACAUGGAGCAAUGCCACUCGUGUUAUUAUUCAUAUCGGCGAUGCACCACCACAUGGUCAUCGCUUUACCAACUUAUCUGAUGAUUAUUCAGACGAAGCUCGAAAAGCAUAUACUCUCUGCAACGAAAAAAAACUUCAAAUCAAUCCACACGAACCUGAUUGGGCUACUCAUCCAGAGAAAAUCUUAUGUCAUAUUUCACCUAAAACUCUGACUGAAGUUAAAGAUGAAUAUUAUUUUAUAAAUUCAAACUUUAUUGAACAAGACACAACUUUUAAGCUUGCGCUGCAACCAUUCGCUGUCGGUGCUGAAUGA